AUGCCAGACGAGACCUGCCUGCCUCGCAACCCAUUCUACUUCAGGGAACCCUGUAUGGGGGACAGUAUUGGCAUCGAGGGCACCCGGGCCUACGACGACAGCACAGCAACACUAGGUCCCUGUGUAAUAGUUGGGGGUGGUGCCUACUGGCUCGCCAACUUCCAUCCGUUCAUCAACGCCUUCCAUCACACCCAGGCAGUUGCUGUUCAACAUCCAUCUCCUAUGGAUCGUGAACGCUGCAUGGUAGAGGAGCACGAUACCUUGCCACUCGAGGUAGACUUCUCACUUGGUAAGCUGACUGCCACGUCUGGUCUCGACCUGGAAACUACUCGGGUGUCCCACGACCCUUACUGGGACGAGUGUGGCAAGGAGCCCCCUCUUAUUGUGACCGACUGGAUUCUUAUCAGUUCUCUUUCUCGAAACGCGAACGUAUUGCGACGCUUCCCCUCCGAAACUAUGCCACUCAUGAAGCAGGAAGUCAUAAAAGAUACAGCCCCAAUCACACCAGGUGCCAUCGUCUACUCAACAGGGCGGACAUCAGGCCCACAACGGGGUCAGAUCUGCGAGGUGCCUGCCUAUGUCUCAGCUGCGUCCAACGGUACAGGCAAAGCCACCAGAGAAUGGUUUAUUGAGGAGCUCCUAAGUGAGGACGAACCAGAAGACGAUGAAUGGAUCCGUGGCGGCAUGGGCUGUCCAGGCGACAGCGGCGCUGCCAUCGUGGACGCUGAAUCUAGCGCAUUACUGGGCCAGCUCUGGGGCCGAAAUGCAUACUAUGGUCCUGGUCCGCGCGUUGCAUACUUUACACCUGUCACGGAUCUAUUUGAUGAUAUACAAGAGCGCUGCGCUCAGCAGUCGAGACCCCAGCUUCCGGCUGAUUGCGACGACUCCGACGCAGCAGUCGCGAGUCGUUGA
Molecule: messenger RNA, 912 nt
Organism: Verticillium nonalfalfae
Lineage: Eukaryota; Fungi; Ascomycota; Sordariomycetes; Glomerellales; Plectosphaerellaceae
Exons: 2
Coding region: 1-912 (303 amino acids)
Source: RefSeq, a predicted model, not a curated record